AUGCCCAAACGGUUGCCUCCGUCGCAAGGUCAUGAGCAUCGCAUGGUUUUGAAAAACCAAUCUGAUAUCGGUUUAUCCUUACCGGCAUGGAGUGUAUGUGGUGUUCUCAAUUACCUGCAAGCACUUGUUGACAAGUCAAUGAUUAUUGAAAUUUUGAAACGGGAGAAAGAGGGACUUGAACGAUUUACUGCAGAUGAUGGGUAUGAUUAUAAUGGUGGAAGUAAUGUUUUGCGAGUAUUCGGGUACUUCAGCAUGGUGGGCUUGCUUCGAGUUCACUGUCUCUUGGGGGAUUACAACACUGGGUUGAAGUGCUUACUUCCAAUUGACAUUAGUCAGCAUGGUCUUUAUAGUACUGUAAUUGGAAGCCACAUCGCUACUAUUUAUUACUAUGGUUUCGCAAAUCUUAUGCUACGAAGAUACGUUGUGGCGGUUCGCGAAUUUAAUAAAAUUCUUUUGUAUAUGUACAAGACAAAACAGUAUCAUCAGAAAUCUCCGCAGUAUGAGCAAAUUCUGAAGAAAAAUGAGCAGAUGUAUGCUUUGUUGGCAAUUUGUCUUUCUCUCUGUCCCCAGACAAAGCUUGUUGAAGAAACUGUGAACUCGCAGCUUAGGGAGAAGUAUGGUGAGGAAGAUGAUUGA
Messenger RNA from Amaranthus tricolor (Joseph's coat), 636 nucleotides. Its product is annotated as eukaryotic translation initiation factor 3 subunit L-like. Gene Ontology annotation, cellular component: cytoplasm; eukaryotic translation initiation factor 3 complex. Gene Ontology annotation, molecular function: translation initiation factor activity. Gene Ontology annotation, biological process: translational initiation. Bases 1 to 636 code for a protein of 211 amino acids. The transcript is spliced from 3 exons. NCBI's taxonomy places the organism in Eukaryota, Viridiplantae, Streptophyta, Magnoliopsida, Caryophyllales, Amaranthaceae. The record is from RefSeq and is a predicted model, not a curated record.